UCUGUCUCUCGAGCCUUACUCCCCUCCCAUUGAUCCGUUUCAUGUCACUUUAUUUUAUGAUAGGGUGGAUGAGGAAUGGUACUCGGAGUGGUUUGGGGGGGAAUUGGCUGACACCACCUCAACUGUUAUUUCGGAUCGGAUUGUGGUAGGCCCAGAGGGGGUGGCAGCAGUAACACAAUUAGGGGGAGACGCAGAUAUAUUUUACAUGGAGGGGGAGUUCCGCACAUCUCUCUGGCAUUCCAUCCAGGGCACCAAGCCAAAGAUCUGGGUCCAAUGACAAAGAGAGCCGUGGAAGCAUUAGAUUGGACUGAAACACAGAUACCACAGAUAACCUACUCUAACAGCACAAAGUCAUACUGCAUUCAAAUACAGGCGAUAGACAGGGUGCUGUGGGAACACCGUUUCAUAUCCAGACAUCAUGGCAGGGAGCUUUGUGAUCAUCAACACACUGAAAUUCUCUUAGCAUCGAUUCCAGACACACUGUGGGCCACAGGGCCUACAGAUGUAGGCUUGGUGAAUGAUUGUGCAGACAUCACCUUUGAACUACAGACAGACAGGGCAAUUUGGGUGAGACAGUACUCACACAAACCUAUUGCAGAAGAGGGGAUAGCAGACACGAUUCAGGGGUUGUGCCAAGCUGGGGUUUUAGAACCCUCAAACUCACCCUGGAACACACCUAUUUUACCCGUUGAAAAGAAGGGUACAGGUAAAUACAGGAUGGCUCACGAUUUGAGAGCCAUUAACGCAGUCUUGGUAACACACACCAUAGCAGUACCCAAUCCUUAUGUAGCCUUGUCCCAACUGACACCCACACAGACAUGGUUCACAUGUAUUGACCUUGCCAACGCUUUUUUCUGUCUACCGUUACACCCUGACUGUAGAGAUUGUGUUUCAUUCACAUUCAGAGGACAGCAGUACAGGUACACUAGACUACCACAAGGCUUUGCCUUGUCACCAGGACUGUUCAAUCAAGUUCUUAAACGGUCACUAGAGGGGGUAGAUCUGCCGGAAAACACGACCUUGGUGCAGUACGUGGAUGACGUACUAUUAGCGUCAGAAACUGACAAAGAUUGUCUGACCGCGACUCACAAUGUACUCCAGAGACUGAGUGACAAAGGGUAUAAAGUGUCAAAAGACAAGCUGCAGGUGGGUAGGCGACAGGUCUCCUUCUUAGGACGAAUACUGUCAGGUUCAGGCACAAACUUGUCUCCUAUACACAAAUCUAGCAUCCUGUCACACUCAAAGCCACAGAAAGUGAAGGAUAUGUUGUCCUUCUUAGGCCUCACUGGGUACAGCAGACAUUACGUGCCGAACUACUCAGGGCUGACCCAACCUCUGAGAGCCAUGGUAAACGCCUGUGGCAUGAGAAAUGUAACGGCACAACUUGAUUGGACAACUGAAGCAGAACAGGCAUUCAUUGAAUUGAAACAGCUGCUAGCACAAGCAACAGACCUAGCAACACCAGACUACUCAAAACCUUUUUUCAUGGAUGUUUCUGAAACAGAAGGGGUGGUAAAUGGGGUGUUGUUUCAGAAAAGAGGGGGAGAAAGAAAUGUACUGAUGCACGCCAGCAUUAUGCUGGACAGAAUGGAAAAACGUCACCCAGAGUGCACACAACACGUAGCAGGGGUAGCCAAACUAGUGCAGAAAACAGCACACAUUGUGAUGGGACACCCCUUAACCAUUCUCACAACACACAGUGUAGUGGCUUACGUGAAUUCACACACCUUCACACUCACUACACUCAGACAGCAGAGGCUCAGCAAAAUUUUGGAAGCUCCAAACCUCACAUACACACAUGAAGGGAUAAACAUGGCAGAAAGAAUGGGGGAGUUUGAACCACAUGAGUGUGAAAAGCUGGUGGAGAGAACAAGCAAAGUGAGGGCAGACCUACAGGCAGAACCUAUCCCAGGGGGAGAGAACCUAUACACAGAUGGGUGUUGUUUUAGACAUGAGCAGGAAGGGCUAGUGGCAGGAUUUGCAGUAGUAGAAGAAGAGGGUGGUGAGUUUCACACAGUGAAAGCAGAGAGAUUGAAAGGGCAACAGUCAGCACAGAGAGCUGAACUCAGAGGUGUAAUUGAGGCUCUAAAGUAUGGGGCAGAUCAGGUAAUAAACAUUUUUUCUGAUUCCUCGUACGUAGUACUGGCAGUGCACGUAGACCUAGGACAGUGGCAAAGGGGUGGGUUCCGGACAGCCGGAAAUACGCCAAUCAAGUAUGAGAAAGAGAUGAGAGAGCUAGCAGAAGCACUUUUCCUCCCGAAACAGGUAGCAAUAAUAAAGUGUAAGGGUCACGACGAGGGACACUCAGUAGUAGCCAGGGGGAACAGGGCUGCAGACGAAGCAGCAAAGAGAGUGACAGGAUACAAGGUCAGUUACGUCAUGAUGACGUCAGAACAGGAUGGGCAACUAAUGCAGGAGUGGAACGGGGAUGAGACAGGGAGGAAGAUAACUCCAAGAGAAAAGAGAGCAGUGGAUAGGGCCAGGCGAAGGUGGGAGGCCAAUAAGAUGGAGAGAGAACAGGCAGGACAGACAGGGCACUUAGAGGGAGAUAAGGAGGCCCCAGGAGAAAAGGUACUAGACACAGAUUACUCGAUAAGCAAGCAGUGGAAAUUGAAAAAGAAUCAGGAAAAGGCAGAGUCAGAAGAAAAGACAGCAUGGAUACAAAGGGAGGCGAAGGACCACGGGGGAGUGUGGAGAGGACCAGAUGGUAGAUUUGUCUUACCAAGCACACUAAAAGAUGAGGUGUUGUCAGAGGCUCAUGGGGUCGGGCAUGUUGGUAUAUCUCAAAUGCUUCGUAAUGUGCAGAAUUGGUGGCAUCCACAGAUGAAAAACAUGGUAACUGAAUUUGUGAGUCGUUGUGAGGUAUGUAUGUUAUACAACCCGAAGAAAACGAUCAAACCGCCCUUAGGGAAAUUUUCUAGGCAAACUACACCAGCAGGGGAGAUUGUGAUUGACUACACAGACAUGAUAGAGCCUGUGAGAGGAUACAGGUAUAUUUUGAUGUGUGUGGACAUUAUUCUGGGUGGCCAGAGGCGUGUCCUACAAAGAAAGAGGACAGCAAGUCUGUGAUUAAGUUUCUGAUCAAUCAGUACAUACCUCAUCAUGGAUUUCCGACUCGAAUAAGAUCAGACAAUGGCACUCAUUUCAGGGCGAGCGACCUGAGAGAGGUUGAAACGAUGUUGGGAAUGAAACAUUCAUUCGGAACGGUGUAUCAUCCAGCUUCCCAGGGAAAAGUGGAGAGAAUUAACCAAAAUGUCAAAAACAAAUUGGCCAAAAUCUGUGCACAGACCAAAUUGAAUUGGUUAGAUGCUUUACCAUUGGCAUUAAUGUCAAUUAGAAGCUCUGUGAAUCAAUCUACAGGAUUCACACCAUUUGAAUUGGAAACAGGCCGAAGUUUUCCAGGUCCCACUAAAAAAUUGGGUGGUGAAGUGACACAUAAAUCUCACAAGGCAUAUUUUAA
Messenger RNA from Astyanax mexicanus (Mexican tetra), 3460 nucleotides. RefSeq lists its product as uncharacterized. Bases 274 to 3069 code for a protein of 931 amino acids. The record is from RefSeq and is a predicted model, not a curated record. The transcript has a single exon. NCBI's taxonomy places the organism in Eukaryota, Metazoa, Chordata, Actinopteri, Characiformes, Acestrorhamphidae. Gene Ontology annotation, molecular function: RNA-DNA hybrid ribonuclease activity; nucleic acid binding.